AUGAGCAAUAAGAGUGCGUGCUUGUUUUCAAUUAUUCUCUUCAGCAAAGAGAACCAAAAGGUGGAUUUAUUCUUAGAGGAGUAUUCCCUUGGGUCGUUCAGUUUCUUUAAAAGAACACCUGUUCAGGAGAUGAUUAGGUUUAUUUCCAACAGGAUAGUUCAGAACAUAGAAACAACAAGAUCACAGGAAUUUGUACAUAAAGUAGAGGAGGGAGACAGUUAUAAAUUCUUUGUAAGGGAGAGGAAGAAUUACAUAUUUGUUAUUGCUUCUCUUUUAGAGUAUCCGAUACCCACUUUAUGUCUUCUUAUAGAUGAUAUUGCUAAGUUUAUACAGGAUGAGAAAAUGCUUUAUCCUGGCGAGUGGGUGACAGAAGAGAAGAAGGCGAAGUUUAAGGAUGAUAAAAAUAAGUUACGCAAUUAUACAAAACAGCUCAUAAAAGAGUACCAGAAUUAUGAAGAAAAGGAUGUUAUGUUACAAAUACAAAAUGAGCUGGAUGAUGUGCACGAUUUACUUUCAAAAACUGUGGAGAGUGCGAUUGGUCGUGGCCAAAAACUGCACGAUUUAAUAAACUCAGCAGAGCAACUGUCUUUUCAGACAAAGAGUCUGUACCGGCUGAGCAAGAAGCAGAACCAGAAAUGUUGUGGGAUUAUGUGA
Nematocida parisii ERTm1 is the source of this 654-nucleotide messenger RNA. RefSeq lists its product as uncharacterized. Gene Ontology annotation, molecular function: SNAP receptor activity. The transcript has a single exon. The record is from RefSeq and is a predicted model, not a curated record. Gene Ontology annotation, cellular component: Golgi apparatus. Lineage: Eukaryota; Fungi; Microsporidia. Gene Ontology annotation, biological process: endoplasmic reticulum to Golgi vesicle-mediated transport. The coding region runs from base 1 to 654 and encodes 217 amino acids.